Messenger RNA from Ogataea polymorpha, 2651 nucleotides. RefSeq lists its product as uncharacterized. NCBI's taxonomy places the organism in Eukaryota, Fungi, Ascomycota, Pichiomycetes, Pichiales, Pichiaceae. Gene Ontology annotation, biological process: protein N-linked glycosylation. The transcript has a single exon. The record is from RefSeq and is a predicted model, not a curated record. The coding region runs from base 10 to 1716 and encodes 568 amino acids. Gene Ontology annotation, molecular function: alpha-1,6-mannosyltransferase activity. Gene Ontology annotation, cellular component: endoplasmic reticulum membrane.
CCAUUUUGCAUGCUAAGAUCAUAUACAUCAUAUACAGGAUUGAAAACUUGGGCGCUUGAUUGGAUACUCUUUGCAACUGUAGUCUAUCAUUUGCUUAUAUCUCCCUACACCAAAGUCGAAGAGUCCUUCAAUUUGCAUGCGGUACACGAUUUGAUUAAUUAUGGAAUUUACGAUGUACCUCAUUUCGACCACAAAGAGUUUCCGGGCGCUGUCAAACGAUCAUUUGUUGGUUCAUUGAUGAUAUUUAUAGUAUCUAAGCCUUUGUUGACAAUCGUCGACAUUUUAGAUGCUUGGAUUCCAUCCUCAUCAUUUUAUCAUAAGGAUACGCAGUUAGUUCGCCAAAUCACUGUGAGAUUUGCCCUUGGAUUAGUUAACUUGAUCACUUUUAUAAAGCUGCGAGGAGCAAUCUUCAAGAGCGUCAGAUUGUCUGUCCAUGGCGAACGUAUUCAACUUUGGUUUUCCAUACUUCAAUUUUCCCAAUUUCACUUCUUUUAUUAUGCAUCUCGUACACUACCAAACUUUGUUGCGAUGCCCAUGGUUAGUACAGGUAUCUCAUGGAUUCUGCAGGGACGUACUACAUCCGGAAUUUGCAUAAUCAUGGCAACAGGUAUCAUCUUGAGAACUGAGAUUUUAGCAUUUGGCAUUUUAAUUUACAUAAUAGCCAUUGCAUUAAGGGAGUUGAAGUUAAGAAACACCUUUCCUAAACUAUUGGCAACUUCAAUCAGCGCAUCAGUGGUGACGAUGCUAGUUGAUACAUACUUUUGGCAAGAACCUUCUUUUCCCGAAUUGGAAUCAUUUUACUUCAACGUAAUAGAGGGCAAAUCUGCACAAUGGGGAACUGAACCUUUUCACUCAUAUCUGACCAAGUAUGUCCCCAAGCUUUUUAUUCUACCAGUUGUCCCUUGCUUGGCAUUCUUCGGAUUAUUCGUACCUUCAUAUCACUCAACUAAAGCAAAGAUUAUCAUAUUUUCCUCUUGGGCGUAUAUAUUACUGAUGUCGAUUCAACCACAUAAGGAGUGGAGAUUCAUCAUUUAUUCUUCACCAGGUAUUUUAUUGUCAGCCUCUUGUUUUCUUGCCAAAAUCGAACCAAGAACUAGAUUGUUGAAGAGUAUUAUGUUCACGCUAGUUUGUUUGGUGAUAUUAGUCUCUUACAUUCUGAGCAUUUUUGCUGGUUUUGUGUCGAGUUUCAACUAUCCUGGUGGCUAUGCAUUGCAGCUAUUGAAUGAUAGACUGUCUACUGUCGUGAAUUCGUACCCAAACAGCGAUCCAAUCAUGAUACAUUUGAAUGUGAAGUCUCGUAUGACCGGGGCUAGCUUAUUUGGCGAAAUCAGAUCCAAUUCCCUAAUAUAUGACAAGACUGAAGAUGAAAUGAAACUGAAUGACAAAAGGUUUUGGCAACAAUUUUCGUACGUGAUAUCCGAUUGUGCUUUUGAAUCAUGUUCUUUUUCUCCUUUUGAGAAUGAUACAUGGAGUAUAAUUGACACCGUUGAGGGAUACCACGGCUUUGAUAAGCAGCGACUGGUGGAUGAUCUUGGGCUGUUUCUACGAACACCUGCUGGAUCUAUCAGCUUCAUUACUCAGAUCGUCAAAAGCCAUAACCUACAGUUUAUCUAUGAUCUGUCCAAAAGGUAUAUCGUCCUAUACCCAACACUUUGUAUUUACCGCAAGACAGGGAUAGACAGUACUUCCGAUCUUAUGGCCGCAAAAAGCUCAUAACCUUCUAUAUCUUGGACCCUUAAUUGCGAACAAAACCUUGUUUCGAUAUUUGAAGAACAUAGUGGCCAGUAGAAUAAAAAAAAGGAAAAAUGGUAAUAGGACCAUGUGCACUCUAGAGCUGUGCUCCAGCCCUCCAUGAUACUGUAUUUCAUCUGGCACCUGACGGUCACUAGUAGGGCUUAUCGAUAAUGUUUCUGUUGAUGUGGUCAUGGAAGGACCACCUGUGACCUCUGUGGAGAAGUGAGGCUUAGAGAAGCUAUCUUCGGAAACCUGUGAUGUAGGGCUUUCUCGGAUUUCUUCAGCAACUGGAUUGAGAGCUUGUGACACUUCUUUUCCAACCAAUUCUUCGGUGGGCCUCAAAUUUUGACGCUCGGCAGUCUCUAUGUUGUUGUCCCUCAGAUCAUCAGUAAUUUCCCUUUUGAUACUCAAUAUCGUGACAUUAGUCAAUGGACGAUCUUUGCUAUCUUUAGCAACUCUUUGUAUUGCGCUCAGAGUUUCAAAACCCUCAGUAAGUUGACCAAAUACCACAUUUUUACCAUCCAAAAAUUCAGUUGGAGCCAAAGUGAUGAAGAAUUGUGAUCCUGCAGUGUCAGGUCCUGAGUUUUCCAUUGAAACCCUUCCUACCCUGUCAUGCUUUAAAUUAAAAUUGUCGUCAGGGAGGGACCCCUGCACCUUCCCAUACAUGGAGUAUCCCCCGGUACCAUCAUCAUUUUCAGCGUCACCUCCCUGUAUCAUAAAGCCAUUAAUAACGAGAUGGAACGUCGUGUUCGUAUAUUUGGUUUCACAUGAAUCAUAAAAGUUUUUGACUGUUUUGGGAACCACAGAUCCAAAAAGGCCUAGUGAUAAUUUUCCUAGGUAUUCAUCAUUUUGUUGAAUCUCCAAGUUAACUCUAUGGGUGAAUGCUGGAUCGUCAGCAUUAACUGUCGAAGUGACAG